This is a messenger RNA of Exserohilum turcica Et28A, 1413 nucleotides long. RefSeq names its product glycoside hydrolase family 18 protein. The coding region runs from base 1 to 1413 and encodes 470 amino acids. The record is from RefSeq and is a predicted model, not a curated record. Gene Ontology annotation, cellular component: extracellular region. Lineage: Eukaryota; Fungi; Ascomycota; Dothideomycetes; Pleosporales; Pleosporaceae. The transcript is spliced from 2 exons. Gene Ontology annotation, biological process: chitin catabolic process; carbohydrate metabolic process. Gene Ontology annotation, molecular function: chitin binding; chitinase activity.
AUGCGUUUCACUGACGCCGCCACUCUUUUAUCCUUGACUUCGCUGGUUCAUGCUGCGCCUUCUCUGCAUGGCCACCAGCACAAGCAUGCUGCUCGCCAAAUGUACGGCUGGCCUUCUGGUGGCUACCCUACCGAAUCCCAACCAAGCGGUUCCAAGCAGGGUUUCCAGGCCGGUACCUUUUUCGUGAACUGGGCCAUCUACGCUCGCAAGUUCAUGGUCACCGACCUUCCUGCCGAGCAGCUCACCAAGAUCAACUAUGCUUUCGCCAACCUCAACAACCAGACUGGCGAGAUUAUACUCUCCGAUGAGUGGGCUGAUCUGCAGUUCCCCUACCCCGGCGAUGUUGGUACCAACGGCAGCCAACUGCUGGGUAACUUCAACCAGCUGUACAAGCUGAAGCAGAAGAACCGCAACCUCAAGGUCGUCCUCUCCGUCGGUGGCUGGAGUUACAGGAACAACUUCAAGCCCGCCUUUUCCACCGAGGCAGGCAGGACGAAGUUCUGCGACAGCACUAUCCAGCUGAUUGGUGACCUUGGUAUCGACGGUAUCGACUUCGACUACGAGUACCCCGAAGACACGACGGCCGCCCACAACUUUGCUAAGACGGUCAAGUACUGCCGCCAGAUCUUUGACCAGUACUCGGCCAAGUACUACAACGGCUACCGCUUCGUCAUUGGCAUCUCCUCCCCUGCCGGACCCCAGAACUACGAAAUCUUCCCUCUUGCUGAGAUUGACCAAUACGUCGACAACUACAACCUCAUGGCCUUUGACUACCAGGGCCCCGGAUUCUCCAACUUCACUGGUCACCUCAGCAACGUGUACCCAAGCAAGAAGAACCCCAGAUCUACCAACGGCUGGGUUGUCAAGACCAACUCCUUCACGCCUUUCAACACGGAGCGCGCCAUUGAGUACUACAAGACGCAGAUCGCCGACCCCAGCAAGAUCCAGCUCGGAAUGCCCCUGUACGGUCGCGGAUUUGCCAACGUUAUUGACCCCAAACCCGCCGGCAACGGUAUGGGUAUGGUCUUCAACGGCUCGACUGCCGGAAGCUUCGAGGCAGGUGUCAUUGACUACAAGCAACUCCCCCGCUCCAACGCUUCGCUCUACACCGACUGGAAUGUCCGCGCUGCCUGGACUUACGAUCGUGUCGCCAAGGAGGUCAUCACCUUUGACACUCCUCAGGUUGCCCUAUGGAAGACACAGUACCUCAAGGAGCAGGGUCUCGGUGGAGCCUGGUUCUGGGAGUCGUCUGGCGACCGGCCAAUCACUGACCCCAAGUCCCUUACCCGCACUGUUGUUAACGCCCUUGGUGGUGUGGCUAGCUUCCGCCAGAACCAGAACAACCUUUACUACCCCAACUCCAAGUACUACAACAUUCGCAGCGCUGUCCACAACACUACCACCUCCUAUUAA